Molecule: messenger RNA, 4996 nt
Organism: Lytechinus pictus (painted urchin)
Lineage: Eukaryota; Metazoa; Echinodermata; Echinoidea; Temnopleuroida; Toxopneustidae
Exons: 4
Coding region: 1643-2509 (288 amino acids)
Source: RefSeq, a predicted model, not a curated record
GGAGAUCUGUGUUGCAUGAAUAAUUGAAAAGCAUAUCAAUGGCUUCCCUUACCAAAGACAAGUGGCGCGGAAAGAGAAUAAUCUAUUGAUACAAAAGCUGCAGAGGAGGAUGGAAACUGCAAAAGGCCAGAGGGUUGGGGUAAGGGAGCAAACAACAUAUUCAAGGACAGAGUUUGAAAGCAAAGGAAUGGGUGUUUCCAAGGAAGGUGCAAUGAGCAGCUCAUUAGCAGACCAUCCAUCUUGUGAUAUGUCAGGGAUAUGAGCGGAUGGCAUCACAUCAGCGAUGUUGUUUGUUUCCUCGCACAUUUCAGCUGCUUCCUGAAUACUUGGAUACAGUGCCGGUGUGUCUGUAACACUGUUUCUUUCUCGGUUAGCAAAACACUGUUGUCUGUUGUUGAUCAAGACCAUUGUGAAUGGAACCCCGUCUAUUGCUGACAUAACACAUGAUUAUUGACUACAUGGAUAAAGCUAGCGAGUGAGAGUGCAGAUGGAUGUAUUUCUAAUGGAUGUACAUGUAUGAUAACAUGAUUUUCUCGUUCUGAAACCUGUUUCAUGCCUAGAAAGAGAUGAUCAGUUGUACAUGUACUCUGUGAUUGGAGCAGUUACAUCCUAAGCAUUGAUGUGGAGAUUGAUUGCUUGCAUUGUGUUGAAACUUGGAUGCUUUCUAAUAAACAAGAAUGCAAUCUAAUAUUGGGAAUCAUUGUGCAGUUACAUGUAUAUAGCUCAUCAAGCAUCGAAUGCACCUUUCUGAUUCAUCACAAGCCAUCAUUGAAUAGAACAACUGUACUCCCGUUGCCAUUUUACCAUGGUCCACAGUAAAUAGAAGAUUAUUCAGUAAUAGACCAAAAUUGCCUUGUGAAUCUAAAAGCUGGUUUGCCACGGGUAAAGGCCCAUAUUGAACUUCACUUAUUUAUUUAAGAUCUUCCAUUUGCAUGAUUUGGCGAUUGAAUACAAAACUAGCCACCCUCCAGCUCGAGCAAAUACCACUGCUGAAGAUCAAAUACUUCAACAAAACUAAAUAGUGCUGCAUAAGUUGGAUCAAUAGCAUUUGGAAUCCACUUUGCCUUUCUGGUGAAUUUGUCAGGAUAUUCUAGAAUCUUGAACGAACCGGCGAAAGAUGGACUAUCGGUUUGUUGUGAAAGUGGCAUUCAAUCAGCAUGUUCCUGUGAGAGUGUGAGGUUGAUUAAAUCUUGCUACAUGUAUGAAACAUCUUUGAAGGAUAUUACAUGUAGGUGUGAAUUCACUUUGAAGAGUUUAGAGGGUCAUCAAGGAAUGUAGGAUUGCAAUAGAAAUGGACAAAGUUUUAUGACAGAUUUUUAUUUUAUUCCACUGAAUCUCCAUUCGAUUUUAGAAGUCUGAUUGGUGAUCUUAUGAAAGGAAUAAAUUUUGCCGACAAGUACUAAACUCCCUCCUGGAACCUAAAUAGGUUCCCUCCUGGAACCUAUUCUGAAGGUAUAUAGUUCAUGGGAUCAUUUUGAGAGGAAGGAAUCUAGCCAACAAAUAUAGAAUGAACUACUACCGGUACUUCUUAUUCUCUACUGGAACUUGAAAGUUUGACUCUCCAAAAUCCUUUUGACUGCAAGACUAUUGCGUAGUGACUGUCUUUCGGGGGUUGGGAGGCAUUUCCCCUUCAUUUCUGUGCAUGCAUGUCGAUGGGCUCGUUGGAAGGAUGCCGAGUCCGCUAGCAGCCAUGAGCCUUAAACUUCCAAUUCUAAAUCAGAAAUGGUAUCUGGAUGUUCUUGACAACCAGUACAGGGAGUCCCUCAGUAAGGAUAAAAGAUGGACCAAGGGAAACAGGAGCUCAAGUAACUCCACUAAUUUCUCCAACCAAGAUGGAGUGCAAGGCAACUCACCGGUGGUCAGCUCUAGCGGUCAGAGCUCGGACCUCGGCCGUCAGAUGUCCAGCGAGGAUCUCAAGCAUUUUGAGAGGAAGCUUGAGAGGGAGCGGGAGAAGAGGAUAAACACGGAGCCCCCGCCUUCUAGGUUAGAUGCGAGAGUGGUUAGUGAAAGUGGACCACAAUUCGAUCUGAACAACCUGAGAAGGAACGGGUUCCGCCCCACGUCGAAGAACUCCUUCAUGAGAGACCAAUCCAACGUUCAUCUCACUGCCUACCGCCAUGGCCAUGCCCCACCUGUUGACCCCAUGACUUCUUUAUCCAUCACAAACUCGGGGCCCCCGGCAAUGAUGUCCACCUCCGGGGUUCCAGGGGCGCUACGGGGUCAGAGCAUCGGGUUUGGGAACAGGGAAAGCAGCGGAGGAGGGCUCAUUGGAAGCACCAUGGGAAGUCAGGGAAGAACGAGCAACAUGAAGACGAGAACAAGGUCAUCUUUCUUGGCAGGGCAGAGUGAUAAAUACAAACAGAGCCUGUACCAGUUUCAUGAUCCUGUAGCGGGGGCCACCCCUGACUUCACCCAAAGACUUGCAGAGCUUACCUCGCUUGAAAGCGAUACGAUACGAUACGAAAGGACUAAGAAAGCCAAGAAAAAAGCCAAACAAGACUCGGGAUGAGAAUACUUUCUCAUUGCAUCGGCCAAUGCUUAUUAAAAGAAAAUGGACUACGGAGGUUGUUAGAUAAUGGUGGUUUGGCAAAAGCUCUGGUCCAAGCUAGGAGAAGGUGAAGUCAUGUUUAGCAGACUGCGACAUUCGUAUGAGCAUACGGUGAGGUUGGAAAGAUUGAAACGCAGCAGAGAUCGUAAAACUUUUGGGGAUUUGUUUCCUCAGGAUCAGAGUGUGUAAUCAGCCUUCAACCGAUGUAUGGAUAACGAUGGUCAGAGAAAAUGGACAAAUCCAAACAACUGACAUAUGAUAAAGGAAUUUAUUGAGGAUUGGAAAGAGCUUUAAUACAGAAGUGAUUCUUUUUUUAUUGGAAUGUACAUCUUCCUCAACUCAAAUGGUUUCUGCAGAUGAAGAGUCUGUCUAUUGUGAAAUUGAUCUGUUAAAAAAUGUUGAGUGUUCCCUCUUAAACCUUAUACUGAAUUGCUGAAUAAUUAAUUACGAGACUUCACCAACAUCAUGAGUUGGUUUCAUAGACUUUACCAUGAUGGUAAAUACCAUGGACCUUGAUUCUGAUUGGCUGUUGAGCCCUAUUACCAGGCUCUAUAUCUGUUAUUAUACCAGUGAUUAAUGAUGGUCACUGAAUGAAUUGGUUGAUUAAAAUUCAGAUCCAGUGUUAGCAUUAAAUUGAAAAUUGAUCUGGAACUGAUAGGGUAUUGUCAAACUUUCCACGUAGAAUCUACAUGUAGAUAUCCAUGUGCAAGGAAAUGUAAUAUUACACUCAGGAGUUCGGGAGAAAUUUUGUCUAUUUCUUAUAAAAGCACAAAAUGGAAAUGGUCACUUCAACCAAUGCAAGGGCAAAGUACGAUCUAGCAAGGAUUCAUGCAUAAUUUGGUCUAGGGUAUUGAAUGUGUUUGUUCUGUUACCCAGAAAUGUAUCCCUAUUACUGUAAGAUGUGUUUUCAUAUAAAUUUUCAGCAAUAUUUACCGUAUAUCCUACAUAAAUUGAAUCCUAUAUAUUGAUUGGUUCAAAAAGCAUCAUGUGGCCAAAGAUAUUCUAGCUAUGCUGAUGAAACAAAACGCCCAAUAAAGAAAAUUUACCAUUCCUUGAAGUAGCAAUGUCACAGAUCAUGCAAUCUCUCAAAGGCGCCUGUCAGCGAAGUGUCUCCACACCGGGCAAAUCCUGCGAAGGGAUGGCGCAGGCACUAAACGGAUAACGCUGGGCGCAUUAUCUGUAUUUUGGUUCAGAUUAGGGAUGAAUUAUAAGGACUAGAUCAUCAAGAUUCAUUGUUACAACUUAUAAAAAGUAGGAUAUGAUAUACCAGGCCUUUAUUUUGAAAGUAUACAGGGAAUUAUUCAUCCACGGUUUUACUGUCAAUACUACUGUUUUCCCCUCAGAGCUUCGCCCCUCGGGAAAAAUAGUAAUGCUAGUCCAACCUCAGGCAAAUAAUUCCGCUAUACUUCCUGAAAGCUUUGUGUAUUUUUAUACUGUACUACUAGUAUUUUGCACCUAAAUAGUACCAUUUGGCCUGAGCAAUACACCUUUUUUGCAUUCCAAAUACACUUUUUGCCGAAUAACCCUUUUUUUGGGCAAUUUGAAGUAUAUGUUUACUUUUAAAUGUCAUAAACAGAUAUUUGCAAAACUAAGAGCUGGGAAAACACCCAAUCUUAUCCCUUUUGAGUACAUGUCUAUAAGGUCUUCUAAUUUUGACUACAUGCCUUUGAAUACUACCGUUUCCAAUUUUGAGUAUAUCAAUGCUAUUGCUUAAACAUAAUAUUAUGUAUUUGGGCUUUCACUUUAAGCUAAAAUAUAUAAAAGUUAAUUUUGAGUACAAGCUUUUGAGAACAAACCAUUCAUCAAAUUUUGCUAACAUUUUCAUAUUCAUGGAUAUGCCACAAAGAGACCCCCUUUUUAAAACAUGAAAUGUAGGAGGGGGAGGUUUAUCUCAAAUGACCCGUUACUGCAAAUGUAAAGUCCAAAGGCUUUUCAUAAAAAAAAUUAAACAUGUCCAGUCACAUGUCGUCGUAUCGGUGUAAGAAUGCCCUGAGCCAAACUAUUUAACUCACCUCAUCGGUGCAGAAAUGCCCCAAUUUAUGCAUGCUGCUAAGGCCGUUUUUGCAUGCAUGUGAUGCGCGAAAGUGCGGUGUUAAGGGCGUUCUUGCACUGUGACAAUGAUGUAAUGUUUGGUCUCCCAUUACUACAGCUGAUCCAACUGUAAGAUUGAUUCUACGGUAUAUUGGAUAUUGCGGGGAAAUACAUGUAGCCUGUAAGAUCCCAAAUUUCCUAAAUUUUGUAUCAAAAUGCACUUUGAAAAUGGUGUUUCUCUUUCUUUGUUAUGUAACUCCGUAUAAAGAAGGACUGUGUUCAGGUUAUUGGAAAUUUGUUGGAGAUUUAUGAAAGUUGAAAAAAAAAAAAAGAAGUUUCAGGUGUUCGAAGAAUUCAGAUUAUUUUGUAUUUGUUGCAGAUGUGCAAAUAAAAUAUGAAAGUAAUUAUUUGAAUAAA